Fragaria vesca subsp. vesca is the source of this 2821-nucleotide messenger RNA. RefSeq names its product B3 domain-containing transcription repressor VAL1-like. Gene Ontology annotation, molecular function: zinc ion binding; DNA binding. The record is from RefSeq and is a predicted model, not a curated record. NCBI's taxonomy places the organism in Eukaryota, Viridiplantae, Streptophyta, Magnoliopsida, Rosales, Rosaceae. The transcript is spliced from 15 exons. The coding region runs from base 1 to 2730 and encodes 909 amino acids.
AUGGGGACCAAGAUUUGCAUGAAUGUUUCGUGUGGGACGAGUAAUACGCAUGAAUGGAAGAAUGGCUGGCCUUUGCGAUCUGGUGGAUUUGCCCAUCUCUGCUACAAGUGUGGAGCCGCGUAUGAGAAGUCAGUUUUCUGCGAUACGUUUCAUAUAGGGGAAACGGGUUGGAGGGACUGCAGUUCGUGCCACAAGCCUCUCCAUUGUGGAUGCGUAGCCUCUAGGUCUUUAUAUGAGUGCCUGGAUUACGGGGGUGUAGGGUGCAUUGGCUGUGCAAACAGUUCUCAACCUCGUGUGAUCCCGAGGAAUGAUGUCCUCAAUGGUUUUGGUGGACUGGCAUUAAGUAAUGCCGGUGAUCGAAAUUCCAGUUCUGUUGAAUAUAGAACUUUGUGUGGUACUGUUGAUGAGGGAAAGCUUCUGCAAUUAUGCAAGAUCAUGGAGGCUAAUGAGUCCACCCUUUUGCCUCAAUCUCCGACAGAUGAUAAAAUUGAAUCCCUUGGCCAAACCAAAGGACAAGAAGUCAUUCAUCAAAUAGGAGAAGUUAGCCCAGGAUUUUUUAGUCCCACCCAGUCAUCUAUUGGAUCGUUAACAUUUGCAGCCCAACCAGACAAUGGCAGAACAAUGUUAGAGGUCAACCAUAUGAGUAUACCAUCCUCUCAGCCAUCUUUGAGUAUGUCCCUGUGUGCCCCAUCUGCAACUUCAAAUUUUAUACAACCCUUUUCUGGGGGCCACAUGGAUAUAAGAGAUCAGAGUAAGACACCUUCUGCCUUCCAACAGGUGAAACCUCGUCCUAUUUUGCCCAGACCUUUGCAACCUCCCCUCCCCCCUGUGAGUUCUGAGACAAAUAGAAGUGUGCGCAUUGCGAGACCACCUACUGAAGGACGGGGGAGGAAUCAGUUACUUCCCCGAUACUGGCCGCGGAUUACAGACCAAGAGCUGCAGAAGUUAUCUGGAGCUUUGAAUUCUACUAUUGUGCCACUGUUUGAGAAAGUGCUGAGUGCCAGUGAUGCUGGUCGAAUUGGUCGCUUGGUUCUCCCAAAAGCAUGUGCCGAGGCAUAUUUUCCUCCUAUUUCUCACUCAGAAGGCCUUCCUCUAAGGAUUCAAGAUGUGAAGGGAAAUGAGUGGACAUUUCAGUUCAGAUUUUGGCCAAAUAAUAAUAGCAGGAUGUAUGUUUUAGAAGGUGUGACUCCUUGCAUACAGUCAAUGCAACUGCAAGCUGGUGAUACUGUGACAUUCAGUCGUAUAGAUCCUGGAAACAAGCUUGUCAUAGGGUUUCGAAAGGCAUCGCAAUCUGUAAAUAUGCAGGGACCUCAAACUUCUGUCCUUCAAAAUGGCACACCUGGGGAAACAUCCUUUUCUAACCAUCAUUUGGCUGAGUGGGAUACGUAUAUGCAGAAUCGUGAGAACAGUGGUCACAGAACAAGUGAGGAUUUGUUGCAGCCAGCGUCAAAUUCUGAGAAAAAGAGGACACGGAACAUUGGGCCUAAAAGUAAGAGGUUGCUCAUGCAUAGUGAAGAUGUUAUGGAGCUGAGGCUGACAUGGGAAGAAGCACAAGACUUGCUCCGUCCACCGCCAAGUGUCAAACCAAGCAUUGUCACUAUUGAAGAUUUUGAAUUUGAAGAGUAUGAUGAGCCGCCAGUUUUUGGAAAGAGAUCUAUAUUCACUGCCGGGCCAUCGAAGAGACGGGAACAGUGGGCUCAGUGCGAUGAUUGCUCCAAGUGGCGGAUGUUGCCUGUCGAUGUUCUUCUUCCUCCAAAGUGGACAUGCUCAGAAAAUUCCUGGGAUUCAAGCAGGUCCUCAUGUACUGCACCGGAGGAGAUGAGCUCAAAGCAAUUGGAUAAUCUUCUGAGUUCAUCUGUAUCCCUUAAAGGUUUGAAGAAGAGACGAAAAAUCAUUGAGAAGAAGAAUGCUGAAGAACAGGAACCUUCUGGCUUGGAUGCCCUGGCUAGUGCUGCUAUUCUGGGAGAUAAUGUGCGUGAAUCAGGGGAACAAUCAGUUGGAGCCACUACCAAACAUCCCCGUCACCGCCCUGGUUGCACUUGCAUAGUGUGUAUUCAACCCCCAAGUGGGAAGGGCAAGCACAAGCCAUCAUGCAAAUGCAAUGUGUGCUUGACAGUGAAACGGCGCUUUACAACCAUGAUGCAGCGGAAGUAUGAGAAGCGUCAAUUAGAACGCGAAGCAGAGAAUUCCCAGAGGAACAAUGGCAACAACAAGGAUGAAUCAGAAGUGAAUGGCACCACAUCGGGAGAUGCUAUGCUGCAUAGGAAUAACUCAGCAAACAAUUCCCAGAGGAACAAUAACAACCACAAGGAUGAAUCAGAAAUAAAUGGCACCACAUCGGGAGAUGCUGCAUUGCAUAGGAAUCACUCAUCAGAGAAUGGAGCCAGCAGCAGCCAGAGUAGAACUCAAGCAGAUGCUGCUGAAAGUUCCAGUGCCGGGCAAAUUGACCUGAAUUGUGAACCCUCUGGUUUGUUCAGGAACCCCACACUUCAAGAUCUCUUCAAGCUUGCUAAAGCUGCCUCCGCCGCCCGACCAUCGGAGAAGUAUACAAAUGAAAAUUCCCUCAGAACCAUGAUGGACGAGGAACAAGCUGGUCUUGCUUCUUGUUCACUUAAGCAAGCCAAUGGUGACAAUGAGAGACAACUGCCUAAUGAAGCUCACCUUUCAUCCGUGUCAUGGGACUGCCCGAGUAUAGGUGAUAAGGUUUACCGUGAGCCUGAUUUAGAAUGAAACAGUCCAUACUCUACCCCUCUUGUUUCUUGUCCAAGUAUAGCAAAGUGGAUGGUUCCAUACAUCUCUACUUCUACACAACCACAGAAUG